ACACGCAGUCGCGGGAGUUCUCACUGCAGUGCGUGGACCGACUCCAGCCUCGGAGGAGGAAAGCUCGGUGCCCGUUCCCCAGCAGGACGGACGGCGGGAGGAUGCGGGACUGCGACUGCUCACCUCGCGCUCUUCGCUGCGGCGGGACUUUCUGAUGGUUUGGAGGAACUCAAAAACUUGGAGGCUUCAAGGAUGAUCCUCUCAGAUGGGACAGUCUCAGCCGUCACUUUUGCGCUCCUAUCGGGAAUAACAUACUUGGCCAUCAUCUGUGAUCUCACAAGGGGCUCUGCAGACCUGUCAGGCUACCUGUCCACAGUGUUGAAGAACUACACCCAGCAGGCCUGCGACGGAGAAUUCCUGUACGUCCACUGCCCGCCCCGCACCACCAUCACCAUCCAGUCGGCAUUCUAUGGAAGCAGAGGUUCCUCUGAUCUGUCGAGGUGCCCCCAGACCUACCAGGCCCUCCUGCACUCUCAUUACGCUCCAGAGAAUGAUCGAUACUGUUCAGUGUCGACAGCACUACAGAAAAUGCUGGAUGAAUGCCAGGACAGAAGGAGCUGUCAAGCCCUUGUCAGUAGCCGCAUGUUUGGGAUGGACCAGUGUCCCGGCAGCAGUAAAUACCUCAUUGUCUGGUACAAAUGCCGACCUAGUGAAUACAAAAGUAAGGUAGCCUGCGAGGAGGACAGGAUGAGGCUGAGCUGCAAACAGGGAAUGCAGAUCGCCGUCUACUCCGCCAUGUUCGGCCGCACUCAACAGGGCACGCUGGAGUGCCCCCCUCACCACAGGAGGGCCCCCCCAGUAGAAUGCCAGUCAUCGGUGGCCCUGCAGGUCCUCACGGCACGCUGCCAAGGAAAGAAGAGUUGUCUGAUCCGAGCCUCCACCAGAGAGUUUGGAGAUCCGUGUUACCCCGGCAUCAAGAAAUACCUCAGCGUCAUCUACACUUGUGUCCCAAAGAGACUGCUUCAGGAGCCGGGCCCGAGACCACCAGUGUACCACCCGGAACCAGGCGCCCAUGACCCCAACAUAGUGGGAGACGGUCCUCCGUACGGGAGCUCAGUCAAAAAUCCUGACGCGGACUCUGAAAAGAAAAUUUUUAAAGAGACGGAAAAGGGGAAGCCGCUUGAAACUGAAAGAGGGGGUCCAGAGCCGCCACCAGAAAUGAACCCCAUCGCCAACUCCACCUCUGGAGCCAACAUGGCGCUCUUCAGCAACGCACUUGCAGCCUACAACUACAUAUCAGACCACCCAGAGAGGGCAGCCUUGUUCUUCGUCUGCGGCGUGUGUUUGGGCCUCUUCCUCACUCUCUUCGCCCUGGUGGUGCAGAUCUCCUGUCGCACCGACUGCCAGCCGCGCCAGCGGCCCCCCGCCAAGAAACGCGCGCGCCCCGCCGACCUGUCCUCAGACUCCAGCGACUCGGACUCGGACUGGGACACCACGUCGGACCUGUCGGCGCGCAGACACAGACGCUUCGAGCGCACGCUAAACAUGAACGUGUUCACGUCGGCCGAAGAGCUGGAGAGAGCGCAGCGGCUGGAGGAGAGGGAGCGAAUCAUCCGGGAAAUCUGGAUGAACGGCCAACCGGACAUCCCAGGGACGCGGAGCCUCAACCGGUAUUACUGAGUAAUACUUGACGGAAAUCUUGGACUGCUGUUUUCAAAGUCCCUUUGGGUAGCAUAAGCUAUACCCUCUAAAGUCCAACAAUAAGCUCCAACUCUGCUUUGUAAGCUCGCCUCCAAGGAAGACUCCGCUGACUUAACGGUGACCUCGGCGGUCUUUUGAACUGAGGAUUUAUGGGUUAAUGAACAUACACAAGCCUGCAGAGACUACACGGUGACUGAAGGACCAAGGCCUCACAAAGGUCUGCUUUACAGCACACAGGGCAGCUGGAAGAGACUCACUACCCUCCAGUAUUGAAAUGUGAACUUUAACAGAGGGGCAUUUUUUUUUUUUUUUUUUUUUUUUUUUACCAAAGUGCGCUCGACAAUAAGACAGUGUAAGACAAUCUUUUGCCUUGAGCUCUAUAAAAACCAAAAGAUGAACACCUUAUGCAAUAUAUUUUAUAAUAUUUAAUGUUUUUUUUUCUCAAGUAAGGUGAGAUAUUUUUGUACUUUUGUCUGGCACCUCAGGGAUGCAAUCCUAGUGUUUCUGUCUCUUCCUAAGAAAAGGGAUGAGUUGAUUGAAAUCACAUUUGUAGACAAGAAUAGGAAAUAUAAUGUAAAGCGCCUCAAAGAGGUUUCCUUUUUUAUGGUUUAAACCUAUUUUUGAUACAUUGGAGUGCCUUUUCUACCCUUUAAGUCAAGCUUAUGAUUACAACAGUCUUGUUUUAUCAACUCUAGGACAUUUAUUUAUUAAUUGGAAAUUCCAAAUGUAUAUUAUCUCAUUUGUGUUCCCUUUAAAGUACUGUCUAUGUGCUGAAGUGGGGCUUGUGUAAAAACCAGAAUGCUGCACUUGCUAUCUACUCUGGCAUAAAUAUAAAUUGAUGGAAAAUUGUGUGUUUCAUUGAACAAAAAACAUAUUUUCAGAAAAUAAGGCAAAAUCACAAUUAAUACUCUUUAUUACCCACAUUAUUUUUCCAGUUUUAGGUAGAUAUUACACUUUAAUACUAUUUUCCUUAUAGAGAUUAUUGAAAUAAUUUAUCGGAGUUUAAAAAAAAAAAACAUUUUCAAAUCCACUUUCCACACAUUCAUAAGGUUUUCUAUAUUGUGUCAAUUAUUCUUUUUAUUUUUUUUAUUUAUUUUUUUUUGCCAAAAUAGAUUAUGUGCUUGAAAUAAACUUCAAAAAUCAAAAUGUGUCCCAGUGAAAGCAAUGAAGUUUGUGUCUUUAAUCCUAAAUGUGUUUAGUGAUAGAUUAAUAAUAAACGCGGGAAAACAACAAAAACACCGGAAGUUUAAACAAUGGCGUCUCGACUUUUUUAAG
Messenger RNA from Oryzias melastigma (Indian medaka), 2916 nucleotides. It is a transcript of the gene eva1aa, whose product is annotated as protein eva-1 homolog A. The coding region runs from base 193 to 1620 and encodes 475 amino acids. The transcript has 8 exons. Gene Ontology annotation, molecular function: carbohydrate binding. NCBI's taxonomy places the organism in Eukaryota, Metazoa, Chordata, Actinopteri, Beloniformes, Adrianichthyidae. The record is from RefSeq and is a predicted model, not a curated record.